Molecule: messenger RNA, 5756 nt
Organism: Mytilus californianus (California mussel)
Lineage: Eukaryota; Metazoa; Mollusca; Bivalvia; Mytilida; Mytilidae
Product: lysosomal cobalamin transporter ABCD4-like
Exons: 17
Coding region: 65-1963 (632 amino acids)
Biological process (GO): long-chain fatty acid import into peroxisome; fatty acid beta-oxidation; very long-chain fatty acid catabolic process
Cellular component (GO): peroxisomal membrane
Molecular function (GO): long-chain fatty acid transmembrane transporter activity; ATP hydrolysis activity; ATP binding
Source: RefSeq, a predicted model, not a curated record
CUUUCCGGUAUUGCAGGACAAACGGGCAUGAUCUUGUGAAAGAGUCAAACAUUUGUUAUAAGACAUGUCACCAGAAAGGAGUGCAUUUAGACAUAAGAACAAAACAAAGUUAGAAUUUGACUUAGUGUUCUUCAAAAGAUUUUUGAAAUUAGCAACAGUUGUGUUUCCCAAAUGGAACAGUGGAAAUGUUUUACUUUGUAUUUUACUACUUUGUCUUGGGCUCUUAGAACAAGUUGUGGUAUUCAAUAUAGGAUAUAUUCCAUCCAAGUAUUACAAAGUAUUUGGAACCAAAGAUAGUAAUGGUUUUAAAGAAGUAACAAUUUUGGCAGCAAUACUCAUUUUAUCUAUAUCAUUUAUAAAAAGUACUGUAUCAUAUAUCACAUCAUUAUUAGAAAUUAUAUGGAGAGCCAAUAUAACAUAUUCUCUGCAUAGGUUGUAUUUUAAAGAUGCAGUAUAUUACAACAUCAACUGUUUUGGGAAAGUAGACAAUCCAGAUCAACGAAUCACACAAGAUGUGGAGAGAUUUUGUUAUUACUUAAGUACCAUAUUUGCUCCAUUGAUCAUAGCACCAUUUACUAUAGGAUACUAUCUAUAUAAAAGUGUUCAAAGUACAACUUAUUUAGGACCAGUAGGAGUAAUUUCUUUUUUCAUCGUAGCCACUAUAAUUAAUAAAAUACUCAUGUCUCCAGUUGUUAACCUUGUCUUCAAGAAGAAAGAAAGGGAAGGAAAUUUCAGGUUUAAACAUAUGCAAAUCAGGAUGUAUUCAGAAUCGGCAGCAUUUUAUAAAUCAGGACAUAUAGAAAAGAAUAAAACUAAUAAUCAACUACUCAGUUUACUCAAGAUUUCACAGAAACUUGUCCUCAGGGAAUAUCCACUUGAUUUCUUUAUCAACUUGUCUAAUUACUUUGGAAGUAUACUGAGUUACCUCCUCUUGGCCAUUCCAAUAUUUGGUGGAUUAUAUGAUAACAUGUCAUCAGUUGAUUUGUCAGCUAAGAUCAGUAGUACAUCAUUUGUGAUAAUGUACUUAAUCAACAAUUUUACCAAACUGAUAGAUUUAGCUGCAAAUGUAGCAAGAAUGGCUGGAAAUGCACACAGAAUAGGUGAAAUUAUGGAAGAGCUAGGGAAAAUCAAAGCAGAAAAAGAAACAACUUAUCAUUUCAUAGAGAAUGAAUCUAUAACAAGAGAGGACAAUACAUUUCAUCUGAACACACUUCUUGUUAAUAGCGGGGACAAUGACCCUGAUUGUCAGAUUGCUAUCAAUGAGACAAGAAGACAGAAAGCAGUUACCGUAGAUAACCUUACUUAUGGACCGCCACAGUGUAGAGAUAUUCUCUGUAGGAAUUUGAAGUUUAAUGUAGAACUAAAUACCAAUAUACUCAUAACUGGAGACAGUGGUUGUGGUAAAAGUUCUCUUUUAAGAGUUUUAGCUAAUUUAUGGCCACCAGUUACAGGUAAAGUGCAGUACCAUAUACCAGAGAGACCACAUCAUAUGUUAUUCUUGCCUCAAAAACCUUAUUUUACUGAUGGAUCACUUAGACAACAGAUAAUAUUUCCAGUAGAAGAUGUAGAACCUCCCAUUGUUUCGAUAGAUGAAGAUAGGAUUCACCAAUAUCUUGAGUUUGUAGGACUAACUAACAUUUUGGAUAGGGUUGGCAUGGAUACAGAAACAGACUGGAAUUGGUAUGAUGAAUUGUCACCAGGAGAAAUGCAGAGGUUAUCUUUUGUUAGAUUGUUCUAUCACCAACCAAAAGUAGCAGCUUUAGAUGAAGCCACUAGUCAAAUAGGUCUAGAAGCGGAACAGAAGAUGUAUCUAAAAUGUAAAGAAUUAGGGAUAACUCUUGUUAGUGUGGGCCACAGAGAAAGUCUAAGACAAUUCCAUCAUAUAGAAUUACACUUAGAUGGCAAGGGUGGUUGGACAUUACAACCCAUCACAGAUAAUAUAUUUACUCAAAGUGAUGUGUAAAAUUAUGAUAUUUAGUGAUUAUUGUAUGCUAUUUUAUGAUAGGCCAAAAAAAAAUAUAUGUCUGUUUAAGGUUACAUACUUUAAAAAAAAUAGGGAAGGUAGGUGGGUAUUUCCAUUUUAUUUUAUUUUUUGUGACAUGAUUUUGAGUCAUGCCGUUUCGUCUUGUCGUGGUCAGAGUUGAUCAUGGACCGAGUUUACCCGUAUUUUUAAUGAUUGGAUUAUUUCCCUUGGUAAUUGGUUGUAAAAAAAUGGCGGCAAAGUGUUUAUUUCAUCACACCAGUUGCGAAUUUCCUAAAAACAGCUGUCAUAUUCAUGAUUGUGAACAUUGGGAUGUAUCAGGCAAUUGAUUUAUAUUAUUUGCAACACUAACUUCGCUUUUGACAUGAGUUCAGUUUAUUUUUCACUUUAAGAUGGAAAUAAAAUGACUUAUGGUCGGCACUCAAAAGUAGGGUCGGUCUGGUAAUGGUAAACAGACAUAUAUUUUAUUUUGACCUUAUAGAUAAGUUUAUUGCAGAUAUUCUUUGUUUGUUUUUGUUUGCUAUGACAAUCUUUUUAGCCAACUAUUUUUUUUUUUAGUUUUCUGUGUCUUUUAUCUCUCAAUUACUUUUUGUAGAUUUAGGAAAGUCAGUCACUGAAGCAAUCCAUGAUCAUAUAAAACUGUCACUAGAUGUGUCAUCUCACUUUAAGUUUUUUUUUUUAAAGUUUCUAUUUCUUUAUACUCUGCAUAUACUGAUUUUUUUUAUAAUGAAAAUUACAUCUUUGUAAGAGAAACAUGAAGCAAUAUGAUUGGAUAGUCUACAGAUUAUGGUUUCCUGCUGGAGGAAAUGGGAGAGCAUGACACCCUGUCCUAUUUUUAUUACUUCCUGCCCUUUUUUGUAGACAUUUUGGCGCCCUACCAUCUUCUUUGGUAUUUUAUAACCACCUGUCAUAGUUGAUGAUCAGUGCUGUGUUUCAUCUUCUAGUAAGACCAUUUCCCUUUGAACACAAAAUUUUAAUGACCGCCUUUUUAUCGAAUUUAAUAAUUGAAUUGUCACAAUUUUUGAAGCAGCAGAUUACAAAUACUGUUAAUUAUUGAAUGAAAUUAAGACAACAGUGCCUUUGUACCUUCCUGAAUUUUAAAAUGUAUACAAUUUAAAGAGGAACCUGGAGAUCGUGCCAUAUAUUAUUUUACAAUGAAUGGGAUGUUUGGUAAUCACUCAGCUGAUUGCUCAUAUUUUCAUUUAGUAAAUCGAGUAGUCCACCAUGCUAAAGUUGCCUUAAAAGUGUCGUCAUUUGAGAUGAGUCCCCUCUGAGUAAAAAUUUAUCUUCCCUUUAUGAAAGCUGCAGGAAACACUAAGAGUUGUGGAUGUUAUUUUUUUCACUAUAUGGCAUGAGAACACAGUCAUUUCCUUGUGCAUUUCUAUAAGACAAUAAAUUUGAAUUAAAAAAAAUUGCACCUGCUCUAUGUUAAAAAGAUUUUUACAGUGUAGUGUACUACUUUUGGGACAUAUAAUAUCAAAUCAUAGAAAAGUCUACCAGCUGUAACUCAAAAUAUGGACGAUUCUAUGUUAAGGGGUCUUUAAUUCAGUUUGACUGCUUCAGACAUACUAAUUUUUGACCCUUUUUUUAUCUGGACCAAAUCACUACUUAGCAUAAAAAAAAUUCAUCACCCAAAUUUUUUUAACAUGUAAUUUCAUCCCCCUACUAACAUUUUAUGCAUAAAAUAUAAAGAAAUAAAAUUGGAAAGUGUAUGACAAAAAUUUGCUUGUUAGACCAUGUCGACAACAAGGACUAUAUUUGUAGACAACGAAAAUCAAAAUAAGACAACUGUGUCCUCGGACCAUACUAUGAAAAUUCAUUUAUUCUUGUGUUGCCAUUUUCAUGGAUUUACAAGUGUUUAAGAAAAUGGAAUUCCACUCAAGUUAUGAUAAAAGUUAUAUUACUUUAGUGUUAUAUACAUGUAAGAUACUAAUUUUAAUGAGUUUAUGAGCUUACAAUAUGAACAAGUGGUUGUAUGACAUUAUGAGCAUUCCUCAGGUUUCUAUACCCUUGUAUUGUAUGUUAUUAUUGUAAAUGUGCCCAGUAUUAUUAUGCUUUGUGAUAUACAGGUACCAAAAGAGAUUUCAUUUUUGCCUGGGUCCUUGCAAAAAGUAUGUAGAUACAACUUUUUUUUAUGCCCCCGCCGUAGCGGAGGGGGCAUUAAGUUUUACCCUUGUACGUACAUAUGUACGUCCCAAAAUUGGUUUCCGUUCUCUAACUUUAGUUUGCCUUAACCAAAUGUAAUGAAACUUAUACACAAUGCUUAUUACCAAAAAAACACAGAUCAAGUUUGAAUUUUGGUGGCGUCACUUUUACCGUUCUAGAGUUAUGCCCCUUUACAAAUGGAAAAAUUGCUAAAUUGUUUGUUUCCCUUCUUUAACUUUAGUUUGCCUCAACCAAAUGUUAUGAAACUUAUACACAAUGCUUAUUACCACAAAACUCAGAUCAAAUAUAAAUUUUGGUGGUGUCACUUUUACCGUUCUAGAGUUAUGCCCCUUUACUAAAGGAAAAAUUGCUAAAUUAUUUGUUUCCGUUCUCUAACUUAAGUUUGCCUCAACCAAAUGUUAUGAAUCUUAUACACAAUGCUUAUUACCACAAAACUCAAAUCAAGUUUGAAUUUUUUAAAUAUUAUUUUUUUUUCAAUUUUCUAAAAAGCACUGUACUGUCAAUGAUUGCCUAUAAAAAAAAAUUUGCAUUGUACUGACAUUCCAUUUAAAGACAAACAGACUGUGAAGGUAAACAAUGUAUUGAAAAUAUACACAAUAUGGCAGUUUGUUAAAUAACGAUGCAAUUGUUGAUAACAAUUAUAGUUGUACUCUAAAUUAUGAAAGUCCAUAGUAUUAAAUACUCUUAAUGGGCAUUUUGAUAUUGAUUUUUAUAGGGUAAUUAAACACAUAUUUAUUUUUUGGUUUGUAUUUGAUUGACCUCAACAAAGUUGAGGAAAAACUAGUGAAGAACAAUUGCGUCUAUGUGUGCUUGCGUGUGUGUGUGCGUGCGUGCGUGUGUGUGUGUGCACUUCUGAGUCUGUCUCUGUGUCAACAACCUGGCCUAAGUAAGUAGUAGGCUAAUAAUCCUAUGACUUUCUUUGUAGGUAUAUCUGAUGCUCCUUUAUGUUGCAAGAAUAAGGUCAUGUAACUAAUGUUUCUUGGUACAAUAACUGUGGUCUCAAUUUCAUGCUUCAUUGACCUUUGUUAAGUCAUACUUUAGUACCUUUAAGUAAGAUAAUCAUCUAAACUGAUGAAGAGUUGUAUCUUGUGGAAAAUCUCAGCAUUUAGGUAACUAUGACCUAUAUUCCAUCCUUUCUGACAUAAUAUCAUUCAAAUGUAUUGUGCAGAAUGAAGCAAUUUUUGAAAUCAAAAAUGACAUGCUUAAUGAUUGUUUACAAGUUGAGAUUUUAACCAACAAAUUUUACUAAAAGUAGGGAUGAAUAUGUAAACCUUCUUGCUUUAAAUUUUAUAAGCCUCGCUUAUUUUUUAAGAUAUCCAUUUUAACAAGUUCUGGAAAUUCUCAAAUAGAUUGGGAUAUAUUAUUUUAGUAUUUGAACGAACAGGUAAAUAAGCAUAUUUUUUGAAAAAGCAUAGUUUUUCUUUAUUUAUAAAUACUUACAUCCAUGUUUUUUUUAUUGUUUAAUUAAUAAAAAUAUUCAUGUUGUGAUGUCAGGUUUUGUUUGACCAAGAUGUCUAGUCUGUAUACAAUAAAUGCUGAAAUAGAUUAACUGUAUUAAUUGUUCUGGAUUAUAGUGUGAAUUGGUUAAUUAUAAUAAAAUUUAAAAAAU